AUGUCCUUGGUUUUUUUCAGACUGCACAAAAGGCACUGCGAUGACCUCCUAAACAACUGCUGGUAUGCUCCCUCAAAUCAUGGAGACACAUUUGGAAUUCGCCAUGAUGAAAUAUACUUCCACGAGAACAUCAUCCCUUCACAACCUGUGACGUCAUAUGCAGUGCUUAUCCGAGGGAGCCCAAAGCAUCCUGGGACAUCCGUAGAUGGGGGCAUUGGCGAGGACAUCAGUUCACACGCAGUUUCUAUGCAAGAUUGCGGAGACAUUAUGAUUGAACGAGCUAGUUCUCUAAUAGACGGACUCAUGAAAGCCAGAGAUUUGUAUAGAAGCACUGAAUUUACCCAACAUGACGAGAUUCAUAGAGAUCUGAAAUCAUAGACCCCUGCUGAUGUUCGCCUAUUCAAUAGGCGAACAUCAGCAGGGGAGCUCUGUAGAAGUAAUCAACUUUUUACGGCUCAUUUGCUUGGAGGUGACAAAUUCUCAUAUCAACGGAAUUCCUGUAGUCAACAAGAUUUCGGUUCAACAAAAAACUCAACUACAAAUUAGCCGCAUUGGAAGUCUUUCUUCCGAACCGGAAUGCAUUUGCCUCUGUAGUGGCUUCUCUUAAAAUUUAUUGUACUUCGAGAAGAGUGAUUUUACGCACUUCUUACUGGGGAAUUUUCCAUUGUAUAUUUUGUUUACUUGUAUUUAUUAAACACUAGGCGCCAAUUAUUUAACUGGUAUAUUACAAAAUCGCGUCAUAAUUAAGCCCUUUUCUGUUUAACCAACGCUUUUAUCAAACCUCAUUUAUCGUGAAUAAUUUCAAUACAGCAUAUAAGGCAGACUGGAAAACUAAAGCACUUAUUUUCUUAAACUAACCCACCAAGAAAGAGGCCUGGAGGUUCAAUGAUUUCUGAAACCGCGGCCUAAGGUAACACGUAAUGGUUUGAAAGUAAUGUCACUCUAUUUUCUUUUUGCCUCUCUCGCAAGUGAAAGUGAGAGUUCACAGAGACUGUGCGGUUUUCUCGAGUGCGUCUUAGAAGCUGCCUUAACGGAAAGGUUACUACACUACCUGAAUUAAAACAUCGAGGAAAUUGUUAAUUUAAAGCCGCGGAGUAUUUUCCCCAACAAUGAAUAAUAUUACCUCUAACUUUCUGCGAUAACACUGCAAAAUAUUUCAGAUUAUUUUUCAACCGAAUAGGCUGCGAAUUUAAUGCGAUGAUCAUGGUCACUUUCAUACCUUCAUCCGCAUUUCAAAUAUUUCAAUUCAUGCUUACAAGAACUCCCUAAUUUUAUGUCUGAACGCAAGGCUUUUUUAAUGGAAACUUCAUUCAAGGGCAGAACUAACACUAAGCGCUAAACGGAAACUGCCUUAUGAAAAAACUUUUAAAAUUGACGCGCUGUUUUAAAGGCCUCACUGGAUCUGGAUGGGGUUAAAUACAAACAUAAGCGAAACACUAAAUAAAAUUCUCACGGAGCCACAGCCUAAAAAGGCUAAGCUGCUCUGUUGAAUCAGGAAGGCCAAACUUUUUGUCUUAAUGUUGGUCAGAGAUUCAAACAAUAUCUAAAAGAGAGUUUUUAGUUCCCUCUGAGACACCCGGAGAAUAAAAUUCUCACAGAGCCACAGCCUAAAAAGGCUAAGCUGCUCUGUUGAAUCAAGAAGGCCAAACUUUUUUUCUUAAUGCUGGACAGAGAUUAAAACAAUAUCUAAAAGCGAGUUUUUGGUUCCCUCUGAGACACCCGGAGAAUAAAAUUCUCACAGAGCCACAGCCUAAAAAGGCUAAGCUGCUCUGUUGCAUCAGGAAGGCCAAACUUUUUUUCUUAAUGCUGGACAGAGAUUCAAACAAUAUCUAAAAGCGAGUUUUUAGUUCCCUCUGAGACACCCGGAGAAUAAAAUUCUCACAGAGCCACAGCCUAAAAAGGCUAAGCUGCUCUGUUGCAUCAGGAAGGCCAAACUUUUUUUCUUAAUGCUGGACAGAGAUUAAAACAAUAUCUAAAAGAGAGUUUUUGGUUCCCUCUGAGUCACCCGGAGAAUAAAAUUCUCACAGAGCCACAGCCUAAAAAGGCUAAGCUGCCCUGUUGCAUCAGGAAGGCCAAACUUUUUUCCUUAAUGCUGGACAGAGAUUCAAACAAUAUCUAAAAGCGAGUUUUUAGUUCCCUCUGAGACACCCGGAGAAUAAAAUUCUCACAGAGCCACAGCCUAAAAAGGCUAAGCUGCUCUGUUGCAUCAGGAAGGCCAAACUUUUUUUCUUAAUGCUGGACAGAGAUUCAAACAAGAUCUAAAAGCGAGUUUUUAGUUCCCUCUGAGACACCCGGAGAAUAAAAUUCUCACAGAGCCACAGCCUAAAAAGGCUAAGCUGCUCUGUUGCAUCAGGAAGGCCAAACUCAUGCAAACUGUUUUACUUAAUGUGGGGCAUGCACUAUCAUCUUCACAGAUCUAAUCAGUGCAAAAUUAAAUAAAGCUUUAAUCUGUAAAUCAAUUUUUGGUUUAUGAAAUUUUACUCACUUUUACCGACAGUUGAUAGCCACUUGCUUUGGCAAAAUAAAUUUUCCUGUUUUCUUAAAAGGGAUUCGAUAAAAUUGAAAAUAUCCACUACGAUCCACACUUAAAAACUGAACUCUGACUCGUUUGCGAUCAGGCUUAAGAAAUAGUGAUCUCCAUCAACAUUCUCCAUGAACAUUACACUUUCACAUCAUUAGCAGUUAUAGAGAAUUUAUGAAAUGAUCGAGUGAUCAGUGUCGCCCUUAAAACGUUUUUGCGCCAAAAUGAUAAUAGGUAUCCAUUUGAAGAUGAUACAAAGGAACCCAAAAUAGACUUACCAAGUUUCGGCCGAUGUUUAGAAAAUUGAAAAGGGCUGGAGAGCAUCACCAUUCAGGCUAAAUCCAGUCAGCGACCCUUAAUAAAAAUCAUUUAAGCUUACAUAAUCAACAACGACGUGAAUUCCCGAGUUUCUGACUUGACGGUCAUCUGCCACAGUCAGGAAAUCGUACGAUAUUCCUUCUCGAAUGAAUCCCUCAUUUUAAUUUCCCCAAUUCAUUAAUCCACGACCAAGUACCUUUUCGAGAUCUUCUCCGCACGACGAAACGCUUUCUCUGACUUCUCUGACCGCUCCCGCUAUAUUUUCUAGUAGCUGCAAUUUAGUCCUUCUUUGAUCGCUUUAAACCCGCUUUCGUCUGCAUUUCAUCGACGCAAGUUAAAGGUUCGUGCUAAGGUUGAAACGACAACAACAUGAUCUUUCCUCUUUGAAAAACCAAACCUUGAUGGGUUGACUCGAGCGCCAGUACUAUCUGUACUAUCGACCAAAUCAUAAAUAACUAUAAAGAAUCGGCCCUGCUACUUCCAAACAUCAUCUCUACAAAAAAAGCAUAAAAUUUUGACUUGCCAUGAAUUCUAUCUGUCGGUAAAACCAUUUGGUCACUGAUACUGCGUACGAGAUUACCUUUGUUUGGCAAGCGAGGGUCCAAAGACUGAAGAUGCUUUUCCCGACGAACGCGCCACUUUCAUGACGGCUUUGAAAUUCGCGCGAGAUCGCAUUGUGAUACAAAAUAAUAGUAUCUGUCUUUCUUCUCAGCUCGUCUUCCAUGUGACGCAAAGUACACAAGUCAUGACAGAUUAGUGGCUAUUAAUUGAAUCCUAAUUAGGUUUUUACAAGGACACCGGAAAUUGAAACUUCCUCCCUGUGGUGAAUUUCAAAGUCGUAUGAAUCUCGUCAUGUGUGAUGAAAACAACAGCACUGUCGAUGCAGUGGUAUAACUAUGUCUUUUCCUGUUCUAUGCAAUUCUUCCCAGGAUCCAUUGAGCGCUACAAAGCUCCUGAAAUCCAUUCGAGACACAUUAUUGUAAUGAUACGAGGUAACAUAUAUAAACUGGAUUUGAUUCGCAACGACGACGAAGGACGAGAAGAGAUUAUCACAAAAAGCCAGCUGAAAGUAAGUUGAUAAACGUUUGAAAUUUUGCUCUACAGUUAGUUUUAAAAAUACCCACUACCAAAAGUACAGAUAGAAUAUUUCAAGUUUAACAACCGAAAAUAAUUACUCUUUUAUUAAGCUGCCUGGGCUUUAAUAGCUAAUUGAAAAGAUGAACAAAAAUGUAAAAAACUGAGGUCAAUUUAGAGUAAUCUCUCCCCAGUUUCCAAUGGGUGUGUAAAUUGACACUCAAUUCAGGAGGAUGAGUUCAUAUCAUUCAUAAUGAUGGUUCUUCUUUUCUUUUCUUCUUUUUUUUAACCUUGCUUUUUCAAGACGUUGAAAGAGAUAUAUUUCGAAAAACUGGAGAGUCUUCGGGCCGACCUGCACCUACUACAAACAAGGUUUUUGAUUGGCUGGGUAAACGAUAGCGAUGGUGACAUAACAAUGCCCAUAUCCCUGAAAACAAUAGGUAAUGCAGGUUAUAGGGACCAAUGAAAUAAGAGGUUUGGAUCCGUGCAGGUCAAUCGAAAGCGUGUCUUUAAGAAGUUUCUGUAGCAACCAGAGAAAGCAAAAAACAUCGAGCAAAUGUGGUUGACAAUUACUUCCUUUCUUUACGUGCGCGCUUGCUUUAACACACUUUUUUUAUUUGGUUUCAGAAGAAAUUCGAAACCAUCGUAGAAAUGGACGCGUCAAGAGAACAAUCGACUCCAACAGCUUUUCUCACAAGCCUGACUCCAUCUGAGAGAUGUCAAGAAGAACAGCGCCUCAAGUGCCUCAGUCAACGAAAUGUUGAUAAUCUUUCACUGCUCCGUGACGCUCUUUUCGUUGUGGCGCUCGACCCUGACACUUCUCCACGAGAAGCUAACGAAGCCAUGUUCGAACUACAUUCGGGAAACUUCGUAAACCGUUGGUAUGACAAAAGCGUGCAGCUGGUUGUGUUUGGUAAUGGUGUGGCGGGAUUUGUCAAUAACUAUUUGGCUGGAAUGACUGGUACGGUAGGGACGAACUUUGUACGAAUUGCAGUGAAAAAUGAAAGACUUGCUGGAGAAGAAACUGAAGACGGUGGGUUACGUUGUGACAUAAUUUUUACUCAAACUUGUUCUGCUCCCUUGAAGUUCAGUACUUAGAGUUUUUGUCACAUUACUUUUGUCUUUAUUUCAGUAUUAAGAAAUAGACAAGCGAAAGGGUACUACCUUAAAAAUCCAAGAAUACAAAUUGUGUUUAACUUGAUAUUGGACAAUCUUGUUAUGAUCAAUUGACAGCUGUCAAGAUAGGGUACCCGCUAACCAUGUGUGCAACCCAUUGAGAUGACGUGUUUUUUAAAGUUGUCCGCUGAACAGUUAAGGUAUUCAAGUGAUCGCACGCUCAGAAACUUUACUUUGGAAAGACAGUUCCCAAAAGUACCCACGAGGGCUAUUGGCCUUGGCUAAGUGUAUAUAUUAAAGUUAGACAUAAUUUCGCUGAGUACGCAGGGGAUACCUGAUAAUGAAUUAAGUGGCAUAAAAGUUUUGCAAGUGACGCACGUGUAUCUUUAGCUUGUCCUGUUGAGACUAUGGAGCUCAAAUCCAGAGUUAUUUGGGAGCCAAGGCGGCUGAAGCUUGCUAAGAUUGAAGAAAUGUUAAAGCAAGUAGUUGGUAAAUGCACAGAGUUUUUUUGCAAAUAAUCUUUUAGGUAUGUUGCAGUUUCAGCACAAAUUGGGUGGUAAAUUUUUAGCUUAAAAGAAAUGGUGGAAAACUGGAAGUUCCGUGAGUGUAGGACCGAUACCAAAUAUUUGAAACUGGCAUAAACAAAGUUUCGCUCGGUUUCAGAAUAUCUCGUAUUUUGGAGCUGAGUUUGUCAUUCACAAUCUUUUUUGUCUUAUCAGGAGGAUAUGAGGACUUCAAGAUCUGGCCAGAAGCAAGUCCUAUAAUCUGGGACGAUACAAAUGAAGAAUAUUUCAAACAUAAGACAGCAGAGUUCAUCAAGGAAAGUCGAACAUCAGGUCCGUUUAAACAGAUGUCUCAAGACGUAUUCAGAAUAUGCGCUGGUUUCAGUUUUGAGUCCAGGUGUAAAGGUCAUUGUGUGACCCCAGGGGGAGCCUUUCAAGCUGGAAUGCAACUUGCGCUCGCUAAGAUCUCUGGGAGAUGUAUGAGUGUUAACGAAGUCGUUAGUAUAAGGUAAGACAAGUUUCUGUUCAUCUUUUCAAGGAGAGUGCUAAUCUCUCCCUACAACGAGAGGUUCUGUUUGAUGCGUAAUUAAAGAUUUGUGGUUGAAACUCAUCCCCGUAGUCUCGUUUUGUGGAGAAAUUUUUUAAAUAAUAAAGAAUUCAUCUUUUAUUCAAAAUGUAAGAUGACUGGACAGUGAUAAAUUUAGGUGUCGUGAAGGAUGGCUUUCGCAAGAGAAAGUUUGAAAAAAGGAUGGUCUGAAAUAUACAACGAUAUAAGCCCAGUUUCUUGACAGAUAUCCAGUUAUGUGUCAGGUGGUUGUUUACCCGAGUUUGAAACUAUGAGAAACUAUGAUCGCUUACUACUUGCGGUCGCUUAUGACGGCAGAUUCCUGUUGUAAAGGACCGUUGGUUUUGGAUGGAUGCCCGCUUACUGGAGUUGAUCGCAUCCCAGAAGGAUACUCCCAUAAAUUUCUUAAAACCUGAGUCUAUUUUAGGAUGAGAAACUAAAAUUGAUACCCUUUUUAAGGAUGACACCAUAUUCAAGAGAGAAGCAAAAAAUAACACACAAACCUUUCUUAAAUCGCUUUCCUUAUACUCUAAGGAAUAGAUCAGUUUUAAGAAAUAAUUUGUUUCUCGUGUUGCUAGGAAUUUACGCUCUUGAGUUUUACGUAUCCUAUCUAAGGAUCACACCGGGACCAAAAUGCAUGCGAUAAGGGCAAAAAUGGUACCUUAUUUAAGGUUCGAGACCCUUAAAAACCAUACUCUGUAUACUUUGCUCUCAUAUAUGGGAGUGCCCCCCCCCGCCCCGGGUCACUUACUAGAGUUGGUCGCAGUUUUGACUGUGCUCAGUGAAUCAGGAAUUGCUAUUGUUUACUAUGUUCAACAGCGAGUUUGAAGGUUGGAACCUGUUGGGACUACCCCACGAUACAAUCUUUACCCCCCCUUUUCACAAAUGUGUGGUUUCCAAUCUCCGUUAUUGAGCGUAAUUUAUCUUUAGCAGCGCAUAUGUUGUUUACCUCACUUAUGUACUAGGCAUUUCCGGUUUCAUUAUUUUUUAUGUACUAAGCAUUUCCGGUUUCCUUACGUUUUAUGUACUAGGCAUUUCCGGUUUGGUGGAAUGACAUUCAUGGACAGUAGUAUGGCGGACAUGAAAAAAUUCAUCGAAAAAGCCCGCCAAACAGAAGGGAGCUUGCAAACCAUGACAAAACAGGAACGUGUGUUGCUUAAAUCUCUUCUGAAGAAAGCUAUUGAAAGUUACAAAGAUGAGGUCUUGCGUUACAAGAAAGGCCAAAUGAACCUCUGGCAUCUUGACGCUCUUUACAGAAACUUGGGACUGCCAAACCGCCUUCCGUUUAGGAAUGCUCCACAACUACGGAUCAAGAGAAGGUUUAAGCAAGCUGUUGCAGAUUUACUCAGAUCACCGCUGCUCAACAUACUGCCACCUCAAGUUGCUGAAAACGUGACCUCCAAUCCAUGUUGGUAUCCUGAGAUCGAGGCUAUUGGAAGGCCUGGGGUCAAGUGUAUUCUGCCAGAUGGAUCAAUGGCAUUGCAUUAUAUGUUUGGGAGAAAUGCGAUAUCAAUCACUUUGAAUGCAAAUUCUAAGCACCCUUGUUAUAGAUAUGAAGAGGAGUUUGUCAAAGAACUCGAACAGUCAUUGUUGUUUGUCAAAGACUUGCUUGAUGCUGAAUAA
Molecule: messenger RNA, 7720 nt
Organism: Porites lobata
Lineage: Eukaryota; Metazoa; Cnidaria; Anthozoa; Scleractinia; Poritidae
Source: the annotation of a GenBank genome assembly